AUGAUUCCGGAUGAAAACAUCUACAAGUAUGUCGGACCAAGCGGACGACUCCGUGCCUCCAAGCGAGCUGCAACAACAGAUGAACCCGAUAUCCUUGAAAAUAGGAAACAAAAUCGAGAGCCUACGGAGUUGUUCUUUCCUCACGACAAAUCUGAGAAAGUCCCAUAUGGUCAAGUCGUGGAGCUCAAAACUCCGAUUUUGGCUGGGGGCAUUCGCUUCGAGGAAGGGGAGUCGCUGAGGUUGGAGAUUAAGGGGCAUGAUCCAAUUCUCCCGGAGUACCCAGCUCUGAGAAAGGGUCCCACAAAUCUGAACAAAGGCCGGCAUGUGGUAUACACUGGGAGCAAAUUUUUAUCUACUUUGACUAUACCAUUGACAAAAGUGUGA
Penicillium macrosclerotiorum is the source of this 384-nucleotide messenger RNA. RefSeq names its product alpha/beta-hydrolase. The transcript has a single exon. The coding region runs from base 1 to 384 and encodes 127 amino acids. The record is from RefSeq and is a predicted model, not a curated record. Lineage: Eukaryota; Fungi; Ascomycota; Eurotiomycetes; Eurotiales; Aspergillaceae. Gene Ontology annotation, molecular function: dipeptidyl-peptidase activity.